This is a messenger RNA of Taeniopygia guttata (zebra finch), 588 nucleotides long. Lineage: Eukaryota; Metazoa; Chordata; Aves; Passeriformes; Estrildidae. The record is from RefSeq and is a predicted model, not a curated record.
AUGGCCCAAGAGCACAUACCUCAUGUCACAGAAACAAUACUCCGAUUCACAUUCACGAAGAGCCCGGUAACCCAGCAGCAGCAGCAAAGCCGGCAUCCCGCCGCUGCCCGGGCUGGCUGCAGGCGAGAGCCGCGCAAUGCCUCCCGGCGCUCCAGCGGGAGCUCCGCGCCCGUGGCAGGACCGGGCACAGCCCCCCGCGGCAAACCUGCGCUCCGGGGCUGCGGAACCCCGGGGGCCGCCGCGCCGCCCCAGCCCAGCCCAGCGGAAUGCCCGCUCCCGCCGCUGCAGCCUGGCGGGCGCCGCGGUGAGGACGCGGAGACGGGAGAAAGAAGGCAGCGAGCGGCGGGCCAGGGGCCGCCCGGGGCUCACCGGAGCAGAGCUGGCGGCGCCUCCUCCUCGUCGUGCUGUGCCGCCGGCGGUCCCUCAGCGCCGCGCCAUGUAACCCGGCGUGCCGCCGCCCGGCUCCGCGCGGACUUUCCCCCUCCUUCCCGCCCGCCCCACCGGCGAGGGCACCCGCCCGGCCCCGGCCUGCGCAGCCUCCGCCCCUGCCCCCGGCCCGCCGCACUUCCUGCUGGAAAUUCCCGCUGA